AUGGCCAGAGAUUCCGAGUUGGUCCGAGAUCUGAAAGCUCGACUUUGCGCGCUGCGGAAGAUGGAGCUGGAGGCGGUGAAGCUGAUUUUCCAGGGCGAAGCGCUGCCAGAGGAUCGGACUCUGAAGUCCCUGGGAGUGGGCCCGAAGGCCACAGGCACCCCUGUUCUGUAUGCGAUUGAGGUAUUUCAAGGUGCAGCCCGUGGCCGGGGCGAAAAUCACGGAGGGCCUGGCUUGAGCGGCUUGAGGGUUGUCAACUUGGCAGGUGGUGAGCUGACUGUUCCUUGCCAAAGUUUCGACACGGUCCUUAAGCUCAAGCUGGCACUCCAGCCGAAGCUUGAGCUGCUACCUGCACUGAUGCGAAUACUCCAUGGCGGUCGUGAACUCCGUGAUGAAGAAACUCUCGACUUCUACGGUAUUGCAAGCACAUCCACGGUUUAUCUUCUCCCAAACUGUGCCAGCGAAGCGCCGGGGGAGCUCCCCGAACCGGAGCCCAAAUCGCCAGUAGAGGGCUUCGGCAUUGCUGGCAUUAACCCAGGCAUGCUUAUCGAGAGGAGGAUCGACAGCUUUUGGUUUCCUGCUAAAGUCCUGAAAGUGACGAAAGACAAUAUUCUGAAAGUUGACAUGCAAUACCUGGAUGACGGGAAUGUUGAGCAUGGUGUUGAUUGGGUGGAAUGCCGCCAUGUAUUGGGAUCCGUGUAA
Messenger RNA from Symbiodinium necroappetens, 699 nucleotides. Lineage: Eukaryota; Dinophyceae; Suessiales; Symbiodiniaceae. The record is from the annotation of a GenBank genome assembly.